AUGUUGGAGUCGUUGGAGCCGGAGUCACCACCUUUCACCGGAAUAGGUUUCCAACGUGCGUUACUGUCUGGGAUCUUUGCAACCUCUGUGUUCAUCUAUACGGAGGUGACAAACGGCCAUUUAAUAAACCCUAAAUUGUCACCAAGAAAAGCUCAAGAUCUCUGUCGCCAUGUUCCUCUGAUUCUUCAGAUCUAUCUUGGACUCACACUCGAAACACCAAAACCCUCUUUGUCAGCUUCAGAUCUUCGCCACUAUGAUCCUUCGAUUAGAAAAACCCGCGCAUUUGAAAGCCUACGUCACUUUGGGCUCGCCAUUGCUACGAGAGAAGAAUUGAUAAAAAAAGAAGAACCGAGAUCCGGAAGAUUUAGAGUUCAUGGAUGA
Lactuca saligna is the source of this 381-nucleotide messenger RNA. The record is from the annotation of a GenBank genome assembly. Lineage: Eukaryota; Viridiplantae; Streptophyta; Magnoliopsida; Asterales; Asteraceae.